Messenger RNA from Peromyscus eremicus (cactus mouse), 514 nucleotides. RefSeq names its product small integral membrane protein 30-like. The coding region runs from base 145 to 324 and encodes 59 amino acids. Lineage: Eukaryota; Metazoa; Chordata; Mammalia; Rodentia; Cricetidae. The transcript has a single exon. The record is from RefSeq and is a predicted model, not a curated record.
GUAAUGGCUGCUUUCCGGUCAGGGUUGUCACGGGUGACCUCUUAGCCUCAGCAACCGGAGCUCCAAAGAGGGACUGUUUCACAUUGGAUAGAAUUUCACAUACACUCUGGUUUGGGGAAGUUCAGCCCUCCAGACCCCAACAUCAUGAAUUCGGUGUCAACACAGUCGAUCUUAGUCCUCACUUCACUGCUGUUGAUUCUGCCUGUUGUUGAAGCUGUAGAAGCUGGAGAUGCCAUUGCACUCUUACUGGGAGUGGUUCUCAGCGUUACAGGCAUUUGUGCCUGCUUGGGGAUAUACGCCAGAAAGCGAAAUGGACAGAUGUGACUCUGGAGGACUCUUCUGAAUUAGACUUCACCCUGGCCAGACUGAAAACCAUUGUGCUAUUGAGGCCAAACCCAAGGUUUGAUCUCUCCUGUUCCCAGCAAGAGGGUUACAGUUAAGAGGAUGAUUUCACAUUUACUUGGUUGUUUUUCCUAAGAUGGGAGUAGAUGGGGUGGGGUGGGACUGGGGACUU